This is a messenger RNA of Micropterus dolomieu (smallmouth bass), 2338 nucleotides long. RefSeq names its product complement C5-like. Gene Ontology annotation, molecular function: protein binding. The record is from RefSeq and is a predicted model, not a curated record. The transcript has 19 exons. Lineage: Eukaryota; Metazoa; Chordata; Actinopteri; Centrarchiformes; Centrarchidae. Bases 1 to 2175 code for a protein of 724 amino acids. Gene Ontology annotation, cellular component: extracellular region.
AUGAGCCCCGUCUCUCCUCUCUCCCCCUCGCCUCCUCACCCCCCCUCCCCCCCCUCCAGGUUGACAGCUCUGGUGGUGAAGACCCUGUCCCUGACGGACCCUGUGGUCCCCGUGGACCAUCAGUCUCUGUCAGACUCGGUGUCCUGGUUGAUCCGCAGCACUCAGCAGCCGGACGGGUCCUUCAGCGACACGUCCUCCUUCAGACCCAACAGAAUCAUGGCCUCGGGGACGGAUGCAGGCGACCAAUCAGUGUAUCUGACGUCCUUCGUGCUGAUCGCCUUACACAAAGCAACGAGCAUCCAAGACCCGAUCCUGCAGCUGCGAUUUCACGAUGACAGCAUCAAAUCUGCAGCAAACUACAUUUCCCAGCGUGCCCUGGGUGUGAAGAGUGUGUAUGUGCGUGCGGUGGCGACCUACGCUCUGACCCUUCAGGACCCCAACAGCGUGACGGCCUCUCAGCUGCUCAGCUCUCUGGAGAACCUGGCUCGACAGAAAGGUCACCCCGCUGUGCUCAGGUACUGGCAGGAGCCCAGCGUGAAAGCUGAUUGGCUGAAACCCGACCAAUCCAGCGGCCUGACGGUGGAGAUGACUGCGUACGUCCUGCUGACUGUGCUGCUCAAGUUUCACGAUGACAGCAUCAAAUCUGCAGCAAACUACAUUUCCCAGCGUGCCCUGGGUGUGAAGAGUGUGUAUGUGCGUGCGGUGGCGACCUACGCUCUGACCCUUCAGGACCCCAACAGCGUGACGGCCUCUCAGCUGCUCAGCUCUCUGGAGAACCUGGCUCGACAGAAAGGUCACCCCGCUGUGCUCAGGUACUGGCAGGAGCCCAGCGUGAAAGCUGAUUGGCUGAAACCCGACCAAUCCAGCGGCCUGACGGUGGAGAUGACUGCGUACGUCCUGCUGACUGUGCUGCUCAAGGGGAGAAUCCAGUACGCAAACCCCAUCCUGGCCUGGCUGACCCAGGAUCAGCACUACGGAGAGGGUUUCUACUCUAUACAGGACACAGUGUUGACUCUGGAGGCGGUGACAGAGUACAGCAGAGUCAUCCCUCGAGCUGUCCUCAAUCAGGACAUCAACAUCCGCUUCAAGAAGGGAGAGCUGCGGCGUGUCCAGCUCAGCCAGAGCCGGCCUGUGGCCACGCCCAUCCAGGUGACAACGAAUCAGGACAUCACUGUCACCACAGGUUAUGGGAGGGGCGUGUCCAACGUGAAGAUGAAGACAGUUUACUACACGACGACGGCGUCCACAGAGAAAUGUAACUUUGACAUCACGAUCGAGGUGGUGGGCCCCGACGCCUCCAACAGUCCCAGUAUGCGUGGUCCUCACCUGAUCGCCUGUGCAAGGUACAAACCUCCUCCCAACGAGGUGAUCACAGAGUCCAGUCUGACGGUGAUGAAGAUCCAGCUGCCAACAGGUGUGGAGGCUUACCUGGAGGACCUGAGACAGUUCAGAGACACGGAGGAGCCGAUCAUCUCGCACUACGAACUGCAAGGAAACACUGUGGUCAUUCAGAUGGACGCUGUUCCCUCGGACAUCUUCCUGUGCGUUGGUUUUCGGAUCAGGACCGGGUUCAGUGUGAGCGGGGCCAGCAAGUCCCUGUUCAGCGUCUAUGAGCCUCAGGACAAAGAGAGCUCCUGCACCAAACAGUUCUCCUACGAGGAGCAGAAGCUGCAGCGCCUCUGUGUGGGCGAACAGUGUCAGUGUAUGACAGCUGCGUGCGCUGCCUACAGAGGAAAGGUGGAUGCGAGUCUGACAGCAGCCAAACGCACUGAUGAGACCUGCAAGCCUCACAUCAGAUACGCCUAUAAGGUGACGGUGAAGUCUUCAACAGCAGAAGGAGACUUUAUGACCUACACAGCCACCGUAGCUGAAGUCCUGAAGAACACAGACAAAGCAUUUGAAGCGGUGAGUUCGGGUACAGAGGUGGAGCUGGUAAAAAAGGUCACCUGCAGCGCUGUGGAAAUCCAGAACAACAACCAGUACCUGGUGAUGGGAGCCAGCGGGUCGGAGGUCGCGCUCAGCCAAGGCUUCAAGUAUCGUCUUCCUCUGGACUCGGAGGCGCUGGUGGAGCGGUGGCCCACAGACUGUAGUUCUCCCGAGUGUUUGGACUACAUUUCCCAGCUGGAGGACUUUGCUCUGGACCUGCAGUUAGCCAGCUGUCCUGACUCAUCCUAACUCAGCAGACCAGAUUUUCACUGCACUUUUUAAUUUAAUAGGAGGGGGUGAAGGUGAACACGUUGUUAUUAUUAGCUCAGCUUUAAACAGAGCUCACAGUUUAAAUGUAAAUUCAUUUUAUUUCUCCUUUUCAUAAUCUGCCAAUAAAAUUCAAAUAAAUUCA